Messenger RNA from Cicer arietinum (chickpea), 1248 nucleotides. Its product is annotated as ribosomal RNA-processing protein 8-like. The record is from RefSeq and is a predicted model, not a curated record. Gene Ontology annotation, cellular component: nucleolus. Gene Ontology annotation, molecular function: methyltransferase activity. NCBI's taxonomy places the organism in Eukaryota, Viridiplantae, Streptophyta, Magnoliopsida, Fabales, Fabaceae.
UUUCAUAAAUUCAACGAAUACAUGAAACGAAAAAACCCUAGCAAAUUGCUAAAGCACCCACCGUCGAGUACCGUUAGUUUUGGGUGUAAAGAGGAGGAAGAAAGAGAAGAGUUUCAUUGAAUUAGAAAUUAUAAUUGUGGCAAUGAACAACAAUAAGCGAAAGAGACACAACAAAAAUGAUGUAUCGAAGAAGAACCAGAAACCACCAAGUAACAAGGAGCAAGAGAUUCCAUCAGCUUCUACUGCGAAGCGUACAAAGUCCAAUGAACCCUCAAAAUCCUCCAACUUUUUCGAAAAGAUGCGAGCAAGGUUGUCUGGUGGACACUUCAGGAUGAUUAACGAGAAGCUCUACACUUGCACUGGGAAGGAGGCGCUCGAUUAUUUCCGUGAAGAUUCGUCGCUAUUCAACUUGUAUCAUGCAGGAUACAGAACACAAAUGUCAAAUUGGCCAGAACAGCCAGUUAAUGUAAUUAUUAAGUGGCUGAAAAAACAGAGCCCUUCUUUUGUUGUUGCUGAUUUUGGUUGUGGUGAAGCGUUCAUUGCCAAAAGCGUGAAGAAUACUGUCUUCUCUCUCGACCUUGUCUCCAAUGAUCCUGAUGUUAUUGCCUGUGACAUGGCAAAUACUCCGUUAGUUUCCUCAUCUGCUGAUGUCACUGUGUUCUGUCUUUCAUUGAUGGGAACCAACUAUCAAACUUACCUUGAAGAAGCAUUCAGGGUUCUUAAACCAGGUGGCUGGCUUUUGAUAGCAGAAGUGAAGAGCAGGUUUGAUCCAAAUACUGGAGGAGCAGACCCAGAGAAGUUUUCAAAGGCUAUUUCUGAGCUAGGAUUCAACUCUGUGAAAAGGGACUUCUCAAAUAAAAUGUUUAUUUUGUUUUACUUCACCAAAAAGGAAAUGAAAAAUGCUAAAAGGAAGGAAAUUGAAUGGCCAUCACUUAAACCUUGUUUGUACAAGCGUCGUUGAGAUUAUGAUAAAUUAUUUGUUAAUACACAGUUGUUAUCUGGAGAAAGGUCAAAACAUAUUUGUUAUAGCAUGAUAGUCAAUUACAAACUCGGGUUAUUUGGUUCUUCACAUUCAAGGUUCAUCAUCCUCGGGUUAUUUGCUUCUUCACAUUCAAGGUUCAUCAUCCUCGGGUUAUUUGAUUCUUCACAUUCAAGGUUCAUCAUCCCCAAUUUUUAUUAAAUGCAUUUCUAAUGGAUGUAAGAUUUAUGGUUGUUUAUAUGAAGAAUCCCCUUUGAAAAUUAGGGUUA